AUGGCCACGAUCGCCCGCGAGGGCUCUGGAACGGCUGAUGACCCUCUGGAAAACUACGAGGAGGUCAAGACCUUGGGACGUGGUGCUUUCGGCGUCGCCACGCUGGUGAAAUCCCGUGCUGAAGGGGAAGGUGGCGCCCUCCGAGUGAUCAAGCAGGUGGACCUUAGCAUCCUCACUGCCACAGCUUUGGAAGAGUCCCACAAGGAGGUCGGUGUCCUGCAGCGACUGACUCACAGGCACAUCAUCGCCUACUUCGAUACGUUCAUGCGAAGCUCCACCCUUUACAUAGUCAUGGAGUAUGCGGACGGAGGGGACUUGGCAAGCUUGAUCAGGCAGAAGAAGGACGACGAGGAAACGUUUUCGGAGGACGAGGCCAUGACCAUCUUCGCACAGUGCCUGUCGGCGCUCCAGUUCAUCCACUCCAAGCGGAUCCUUCACCGCGAUAUCAAGUCGCAGAACAUCUUUAUGAUGGCCGCUGGCGAGGCAAAGAUAGGCGAUUUUGGCAUUUCGAAAGUCAUCGAGACGACCACGGCGGCCCAGGGCACCGUGGUUGGCACGCCAUCCUACUUUGCACCGGAGAUCUGUGAGGACAAGCCGUAUGGGCCCAAGAUCGAUGUGUGGUCCAUGGGCGUGGUACUCUACGAGAUGCUCGCGCUUGUGCAGCCGUUCACGGCCUCGAACGUCGCGGCACUGAUCAUGAAGAUCGUGAAUGCCGAGCCGGCCCCGCUUCCAGACUCUUGCCGGGCAGAAGUUCGCGAUGUUGUUCGCCGAGCGCUGAACAAGAACCCGGAGGAUCGAGCCACCGCAGAAGAGUUGAUGCAGCUUCAGCCGGUGAAGUCAGCCGUGGCACCCAGCAUGGAGAUGAACAACACAACGCUGAGCAUGGCGGACUUCGUGAAGGAGAAGGAUCUGGGCCGCGGGGCCUACGGUGUCGCUGUGCUGGUGAAGCACAAGGAAACCUCAGUGCUGCGAGUGGUGAAGACCGUGGACCUCGGUGGCAUGUCCGCCCUGGCCAGGAAGAGCGCAGAGGACGAAGUGAGCCUUUUGCACCGCCUGUUUCAUCCACACAUCAUCGCCUACUUUGACACGUUUAUCGAGGCCGACAAGCUGCACAUCGUGCUCGAGUAUGCAGAUGGUGGUGAUCUCUACACAGAGGUGCAGAGGCGGCAGAAGGACGAGGAAUACUUUAGCGAGGACGAGGCAAUGACACUGUUUCGACAAUGCCUGAGCGCCCUAGCGUAUAUCCACAAGAAGAAGAUUCUUCAUCGCGACAUCAAGACGCAGAACAUCUUCUUGAUGAAGUCUGGUGAUGCCAAGCUUGGCGAUUUCGGCAUCUCGAAGGUGAUGGACGAGACCAUGGUUGCAGGCACUGUGGUGGGAACACCGGCGUACUUGGCACCGGAAAUUUGCAAUGGCGCGAAGUACGGAAGCCGCAUAGACGUCUGGUCUCUGGGAGCCGUCCUCUAUGAAAUCCUCGCGCUGAAGCAUCCAUUUCAAGCGAGCAACAUGGCGGCCACGCUCAUGAAGAUCAUCAGCGCGGAUCCGGCUCCCCUGCCCGACCGCUGCAGUGAGGAGGUGAAGGCGGUGGUCGCCUUGGCCCUGCAAAAGGACCAGAACAAGCGGCCCUCGGCCAAGGAAUUGCUGGCCCACCCGGCCGUGAAGCAGCUCGGGGGGGAGGCCACUGCAAGGCUCGAUGCUUCCUCUGGCCUCGACUCGCUCGCGUCCUCCUGGGACGGCGGGAAGAUCAUCGAGGAAGAUGAGAACCUGACACUCCAGUCGCCAGCAGGAACCUUACACUCUACGGAAUUUCGAAUUUUAGAUCACAGCACCGGCGAGGGGAAGUCCCUGAAGGGGAUCCUCGAAGCCGAAGCUUUCGUGGGAAACGACAUGACAAAGAGCGAUAUGUCGUACACCAUGCCUGUCUCCGAAGGAGACACGCUGACAUCGCUGACUUCCGGAAGGAACACUGGCAGCGGCCUAGCGGAGGCCUUGGAGAUAUCGCUGCAGGGCACUUCUACACUUGUCCCGCACGACAGAAACGACCGGCUCGCCCAGGAGCUGGCGGCUCGUGCCGGGAAGGCGCCAGGUGGAGAAGAUGAUGCCGACGCCAUGACGGGAGCCACCCUGCUUCCGUCUGAGGAGGAGGAGAAGCUGCGGAAGAAGAGGGAAGAGAACGAAGCCUUUGCCGAAGAGAUGCGGCUCUACAAGCUGCAGAUGGAGGCCGAAGGCACGGGCUCUGCCACCAUGCGGCCAUCGAAGACCCCGGAACCGGAGCCUCCGACGUCGCCCCAGACGAGGACGAGUGCGAAUGCAAGCGACGAAGGUGACUUCAGCCCGAGUAGACCAAAGACCAAACAGGAGCGACGAGAGGAGGAAGCCGAGAAGAGACGCCAGGAGCUCCAACAGGCCAUGGCUGAGGCGGCCCUGGACAAACAGAAGGCCCGGGAGAGGAUGGAGAAGGAGCGCGGUGGCACCAUGAAAGUUGUGGGCACCGACAAGGACAGGUCCUUGACCAGCAGCCCUGGGCUUCGUGGCGCUGGUGCAAGCAUAACUGUUUGUCUAGCCACCAUCAGCGACUUCGCGUUCACAGACCUGAAUCCUGCGCCUUAUCUGCUUAAUGGUACAGCCACGUGGACACCCCCGGCCGACACGUCGCCGUAUCUCGACUACCGCGUCUGGUUGCUAACAAGAAAGGAGUACUCUUUUUCGGUAGACGAGAUUUACUUCAGCGGCAGCCAAGUGGAUGUAGUGCCACUAGGGACGAAUUCCUUGACCUUCUCAAGAAGUCGCGACACAGAGACCACCUUUGGCUACGCACAGUACAUUGCGGUGAUCCCGAACCGGCAGGACGGUGACAGGACUGCGGCAUUCAACCAAGCCGAUGUUAUUGGCUUGGUGGAUUAUGUGCAAAGCCUGGGCGCAUUACAGGUGGAGUCGGUGGCUUUCACCGACUCGGACAGCGUCGCCACCUACGUGGCGGGGGCCGUGACGUGGGCACGGCAGGACACCGACUACGGUUUCGUCGAGACCUUUGCCGUCUACCUGGCUGAUGAUGCUUCUGGAACCAACGAAGUCUUCGUGGCUUCGACAGCUUCCGGUGAUCUGGGACUCACGAUUCCUUCGGGGACUCUGGCAGAUGGCCGGUCCUAUGACUCUUCAACUUGUGACUUUGAGAAGCAACUCGCCAAGGUGCUCGUCUACUGCGAGAACUCCAUGGGCCGGGCCACAUCAGCUGCUUCCCCUGACGGCGACGACGACAACUUCAGGAAGCUUCACCUCUACUUGGACGAGCUCGUCUUCGUCCAUAUCUGUUUCCAUCACGGGCACAAGCAGCAGCACAGCUCCAACGUCGACUGUCACCACCAGUGCCUCCAGCACCAGCACAAGUACAUCACAGUCAGCCACAACCACGUCGAGAUCUCUGACGUCGACGUCAAUGACCGCGACUACAACCUCCCACUCUAUUUCAUCGACUUCGAGCGGCACUUCCUCAGCGACUUUAACAGUCAGUUCCACCUCCAUGAGCAUGAGUACGACCACUUCGUCCCGCAGCCAGACCACAACUACAAAGUCCGUUUCUUCAACUUCGAGCGGUACCUCCACCGAACGGUCGCAUGGACCCGGCAAGACAACGUGGACUACGGCUCCGUGGAGGCCUUCGCGGUGUACUUGGCGGAUGAUGCGUCUGGAAGCAAUGAGGUGUUCGUGGCCGCCACCAGCUCCAGCCACUCGCAGCUCAAGGUUCCAGCAGGAACGCUUGCUGGUGGCCGGUCCUUUGUGCUUGUCUACUGCGAGAAUGCACUCGGCCGCGCCACUUCAGCCGCCAACGUCGCUUUCUCCGACUGGGCUCUCAGCGUGCCGUCCACGACGGGAACGUUUACAACUGCAACAACCAUGAGCAGCACGGUCACCGACACUGUGACCGAUCGACUGAGAGCCGUGGGAACCACAUCAUUCACGGACCACGACCCCGCUGUUUACCAGCUGAAUGGCACUGUGAGCUGGAUACCACCUGCGGACACGUCGCCAUAUCUUCACUAUGGUGUGUGGCUUCUGACCAGAAAGGACUAUUCGACGUCGGUGCUUGAAGUUCUUUCGACUGGUAGCCAGGUGGAUGACCCGACGACCCCAGACGGAAAUGUGCCGCUGGGCACGAACCAACUGGCCUUUGCCCAAUCACGCGAUCUGGGGUCUAAUGGGUACGCCCAGUUCCUCGCGGUGAUUCCCAACCGUGUGGACAAUGACCUUGCGGCAUCGUACAGCCAGGCUGGCUUUGUGAGCAUCGUGGACUUACCACUCACGAGCUUGGGAGCGUUGGAAGUUCAGUCGGUUUCUUUCUCGGACGAGGACAGCGUCGCAACGUAUAUCACAGGAACAGUCAUGUGGACUCGGCAAGAUAACCUGGACUACGGAUUCGUGGAGGCCUUUGCGGUGUACUUGGCGGAUGAUGCGUCUGGAAGCAAUGAGGUGUUCGUGGCCGCCACCAGCUCCAGCCACUCGCAGCUCACUGUUCCAGCAGGAACGCUUGCUGGUGGCCGGUCCUUUGUGCUUGUCUACUGCGAGAAUGCACUCGGCCGCGCCACUUCAGCCGCCAGCGUCGCUUUCUCCGACUGGGCUCUCAGCGUGCCAUCCACGACCACGACCUUGACCAGGACAUCGACGGCGACUGAACGUACCUCCUCUUCCUCCGAGCUGAUGGUCUCCACUCCUGUGAAUGAAGGAGAAGACGAGGGACAGAUGGCUGCAGCCGGCGUGGCUAUCGCUCUGAUGGGUGUCGUUGGCUUCGUGGCAGGCAUUCUUUGCCUGCUACCUGCCUGUGGAGUGGCCUAUGGCAUGAAGGAAGGCCGUGCCCCCACGGUUGGCGCUGCCCGCGGUUCAUCCGCGCCCAAGGUCGGUGAGGCCUUCAGCGAACGUUCGCCAGAGGCGGAGCUGCAGGGCAGCCUCUUUCCUUCGAGCUUGCGCGGCGGCAGGGCCUUGCGAACCCUGCGGCGCGCGAUGACCCAAUCCCAGCGCACGCAGCGACGACUGGAUCUCCGACACGUGGACAGCUUGGCGACGUUCCUGCCACAGGCACAGCCCGCACAGCCGGCACAGCCUGAAGCCGAGCCCGAAGUCGCGAGCACGGAGGUCACGGAGGCCUGGAGCAGCUGGGCCCUUCGGAGCACGGCCCAUGGCGAACGCGAGCCUCGGCCAGGGCUUCAGGGCCUUCAGAGGCCGCAGAGGUCCAAUGGCCGCAACCUGCCGGGUGUGGUGGCCGCAUGUGAGCUGGAGAUGGAUCUGGUGGAUGUGUAA
Molecule: messenger RNA, 5292 nt
Organism: Symbiodinium sp. CCMP2456
Lineage: Eukaryota; Dinophyceae; Suessiales; Symbiodiniaceae
Source: the annotation of a GenBank genome assembly